ACCCAACCUUAUGAAGUAGGGUCUGGGAAUUUUUUAAGGUUUACAAUCUUAACCUUAUGAAGUAGGGUCUGAGAAUUUUUAAGGUUCACACCCCUCUAGGGUAAGCCGAGGGUUCCGGGGCUCCAGAUCCACUCUAACCCUCUCACUGUCCAGGACUAGUCAGGGAGAGUCAGGCCCAGAGCAUGGAGAUCAUGCUGGGCCAAAGGCACCUCAGGGAGAGCAACAGCCUGUGGCCCGGCUCUCCAGAGUCCCUUUAUAGGGGGCCCUGGUGGCUCCUGGAGGUUCCCCUGAAAAGGCAAAGGGGGCCUGGGGAGGCUGCAACAGCCUCAAGCUACAGCCCUGCUCAAAGACUUCAGAGCUUUCCCCAGAGCCCCUGCCUAGAAUGUGGGCUGCCUGUCCUUCCCUCUCCAGAGCUAGCUGAGCAGCGGGCCUUGGGCUUUGGCUCUGAGCUCUGCAGGAAAGGCCCCGGGGCGCCUCCUGAGACAGGCCCAAACUUUCGGGUGGCCCCCCCACACCCCCUUUGUGUCCAGGGGCUGGAGAGGACCUUCCUCCGGGGUGCUGCCCCCUUCUUCCUUGUCCUGCCUUGCAUGGGACCCGGGGAAUGCUGCCAGCUGGCCCCCCCUGACCCUCCUGACCCAUGCAUGAGGUCACAACGGGGGCCUCCUGGCUGUGUUACGCCUGCGAGGCUGCCCCUUCUUAGCUCAGCUGUCCCAGAGAGCCAUAGCCAGUCUGCCCUCCCCGCAGAGAGUAUCCUGGCCCUCCUCCAGCAGCCCCCUCCACCCCCACCCCAGAGCCCUGAUCUUCAGGCGCACCGAGACUCCCUGAGCCCAAUGAAACCCCGGAAACCCUCACCAGUUGUUCUGCCCGGAGAGCUCCACCUGCCGGAAGUGGAAGCGGAACUAUCCUUCCCGCUGUGCUUCCCCAAGCCUGGCCCUCUACAGAGAGCCGUGGCGGAGGGCAACUACCCGCCCCUCGGGCCGUUCACGGCCAUGUUCGAGAGUGACUUUCUGCAGGUCACCAACAAGGGGGAGCCUGUCUUCCUGCACAAGAAGGAGAACCCGGUGACCAUGGCUGUGGCCUCCUCCUUCCCGGGGCUCCUGCUCCCGGACCUCGUCCUGCUGGCCCGGCCCGUCCAAAGCAAGAAGCAGCCUCCGCGGCUGGAGCUCACCAGGCUGCUGCCGGCACAGCUGGUCCGCCUGUUUGUCCACAGCGAGGCCGGAUGGAGGCUGAAGCUCCGCCUGGCCUCCGGCCGCAGUUUCUACCUGAGGCUGGUGGCCGAGCCGGCCGAGGGCUGCCUCCUGUUCAACCGCUGGCGCUUCCUGAUCUUCCUGAUGCAGGGGCCCAUCCCGGCCUGGGCCCGGAGCCCCGACGAGCAGGCCGCCCAGGACGAGAGCGCCCCGAUGUCCGCAGCGGGUGAGAAAACCCUCCUCCUGCCUCCUGCCCCGGCGCCUCCGCCUGGCUCUGGGUUUCUGAGGCCCUUCUGGUCCCUCCACAGAGGCCCCCCCCAAACGGAAGGAGGUGGCCUUCCCUCCCCAGUACCCCGUCCCGAGGACCAAGGGGAGCCCGGGCUGGACCUGGGACAAAGCACUGCACUACCCUGGGCCGCUCUCCCAACUGAUGGACCAGCAGAGCGCCCCGGCCCUCCCGGAAGUGAUGUCGAGAGCGGAAGCCGCCCCCAUGUCCUUCCGGUCCCAGCAGAAGCUCCCAGUCAGGAGAGAAGAGCAGCAGAAAUCAGAGCCCACCCUUUUCAGGAGGAGCACCCCGGGGAGCCUAGUGGAAGUGGAAGGCUGCCUCACCAGCGGAGACGUCCUCUUCAGGGCCCUCCAGGCCACCCUCCCAAGAGCACCCCCAGGAGCCGGGCACUGCCAACAAGCUGCCGCUCCCCCAAGAGCAGCCGCAGCCCCAGGAGCUCCCCCAAGAGCAGCCGCAGCCCCAGGAGCUCCCCCAAGAGCAGCCGCAGCCCCAGGAGUUCCCCCAAGACCAGCCGCAGCCCCAGGAGCUCCCCCAAGACCAGCCGCAGCCCCAAGAGCUCCCCCAAGACCAGCCGCAGCCCCAGGAGCUCCCCCAAGACCAGCCGCAGCCCCAGGAGCUCCCCCAAGACCAGCCGCAGCCCCAGGAGCUCCCCCAAGAGCAGCCGCAGCCCCAGGAGCUCCCCCAAGACCAGCCGCAGCCCCAGGAGCUCCCCCAAGAGCAGCCGCAGCCCCAAGAGCUCCCCCAAGACCAGCCGCAGCCCCAGGAGCUCCCCCAAGAGCAGCCGCAGCCCCAGGAGCUCCCCCAAGACCAGCCGCAGCCCCAGGAGCUCCCCCAAGACCAGCUGCAGCCGCAGCCCCAAGAGGGCCCCCAAGAGAGGCGCCAUUCCAAGGGGCACCACCACCACUCAAAACACCACCACCACCAUUCAAAAUGGCAGCAGCUCCCCCAAGAGCAGCCACAGCCCCGAAGGCUGUGCAAAUGCCAGAGCAUGCAGGAGCCGCCACUGCGGGUUAAGGUUCGGGACACCUUAGGGGAGCCCAGAACACUGGCCGAAGGUCUUUUAAAAAAAAUUGAGGCCUGGGAUGCCUGGCGGUUCGGGUGGGUCCGCUGCCAGCCUCCGGAAGCCGCCGGGGUCGCCACAGAGCAGCCCAAGGACAACCCGAGGGACGGUCCGGAGCCCACCCAGGCCUCACAGCCCUGCGCCAGUUUCAAGGCUCUGAGGAAGGCUAUCCAGAAGCCACCGAGCUGGCUCACCAGAGCAUGGCAACAGGGCAAAAAGGUGGUCUGCACCUGUACCAGGGGCUCCAGCUAAUCCCCUGCCCAGGCCACCUAACUGCAUUAGAUUUUUUUUUUAUUUUUUUAAAAUAUAUUUUAUUUGAUUAUU
Messenger RNA from Monodelphis domestica (gray short-tailed opossum), 2857 nucleotides. RefSeq lists its product as uncharacterized. Gene Ontology annotation, cellular component: nucleus. The record is from RefSeq and is a predicted model, not a curated record. Lineage: Eukaryota; Metazoa; Chordata; Mammalia; Didelphimorphia; Didelphidae.